UUCAGAACUCACACUCCUUCCUGGCGACGAGGUGCCUGGGAGAGGAGCUAGGAAGCCAGGGCGCACGGAGGCUUGGAGUCCGGGGGAAAGGAUGGCCCCACAGAGAGCUGUGCAGCUGUCCCUGAAGAAGCCCACCUACGCUGUGUGUGUGGUGGGAAUCGAAACGUACUUGGAUGUUCACAGUGAUGUGCCCAAGGGUGCUGAGACCUUCAGGGUCUCUGGGAGCUCCGGGGUGGAGGUCUUCACGGUCUACAACACAGCACAGGUGACAGAGCCCAUAGACAAGGCCCACUGGCCCCUGGAUGCUGGCGUGGAUGUGAUCAUAUCUGUGGACGCAGCCAGUAAGGCUUUAAACGAUCUCAAGGUGAACGUCUCCUACUUCGGGCAGCAGAAGAACAGUGCCUUGGGCCACAGUGUGCUCUACCUCACUGGCGCCGACAUCUCCCUCGACGUCGACACGGGCCGCACGGGCAAGGUGAAGAGGAGCCAAGGCGACAAGAAAACCUGGCGCUGGGGCCCUGAGGGCUAUGGGGCUGUCCUGCUGGUAAACUGUGACCGGGAUAGUCUCAAGUCCAGGGGGAUCGACCUCGCCAACACUCAGCUGACAUCACUGGAUGACCUGCAGGACAUGGCCCCAAUGGUGCUGAGCUGCGAUGGCCCUGAUGAGCUCUUUGACAGCCACAAGCUGGUCUUGAACGUGCCGCUUUCUGAUUCCAGGAGAGUGGGGGUCUUCUGCGCUAGGGGUGGGAAUUCUCUCUCAGACUACAAGCAGGUGCUGGGGCCCUGGCAUCUGUCCUACGAAGUGGAGCGGCAUCCGGGGGAGCGGAAGAUCAGCUUCUACGUGGAGGGGCUCACCUUUCCCGACGCUCAUUUCUUGGGGCUGGUCUCUCUCAGCGUCAGCCUGGUGGACACCAAGACCCUGCCUGAGGUGCCCCACUUCACAGACACCGUGACCUUCCGCAUGGCCCCCUGGAUCAUGACCCCCAACACCCAAAGCCCCCUGGAGCUGUAUGUGUGCAGUGUUGUAGACUCCCAUGGCUCAAAUGAGAAGUUUCUGAAAGACAUGUCUGACCUGGCGUCGAAAGCCAACUGCAAGCUGAUCGUCUGCCCUUGGAUUGAGAAUCGGAAUGACCGCUGGAUCCAGGAUGAGAUGGAGUUUGGCUACAUCGAGGCUCCUCACAAAUCCUUCCCAGUGGUCUUUGACUCCCCCCGAAACAGAAACCUGAAGUAUUUCCCUUAUAAGAGUAUCCUGGGUCCCGACUUUGGAUAUGUAACCCGGGAAAUCCCGUUCGCUGGUGUCUCUGGCCUUGACUCCUUCGGCAACCUGGACGUCAGCCCGCCCGUCACAGUGGAGGGCAAGGAGUACCCCCUGGGCCGAAUCCUCUUUGGCAGCAGCUUUCCCAAGUCUGGCGGGCAGCAAAUGGCCAAGGUGGUGCGCGACUUCCUGAAGGCCCAGCAGGUGCAGGCGCCCGUGGAGCUCUACUCUGACUGGCUCUACGUGGGCCACGUGGACGAGUUCCUGAGCUUUGUGCCCACCUCCGACCAGAAGGGCUUCCGGCUGCUCCUGGCCAGCCCCAGCGCUUGCCUCGAACUGUUCCAAGAGAAGAAGGAGGAGGGCUACGGGGAGGCGGCCCAGUUUGACGGGUUAAAGCGCCAGGCGAAGAGAAGCAUUAAUGAGAUGCUGGAAGACAGACGUCUCAGGAAUGACAACCUCCAUGUACAGAAAUGCAUCGACUGGAACCGGGAGGUGCUGAAGCGGGAGCUGGGCCUGACGGAGCGGGACAUUGUGGACAUCCCCCAGCUCUUCUUCCUGAAGGAUUCCUAUGCAGAAGCCUUCUUCCCCGACAUGGUGAACAUGGUGGUCUUAGGCAAGUACCUGGGCAUCCCCAAACCCUUCGGGCCCAUAAUCAACGGCAGCUGCUGUCUGGAGGAGAAGGUGCGGUCCCUUUUGGAGCCCCUGGGCCUCUACUGUAUCUUCAUCGAUGACUACUUGUCCUACCACAAGCUGCUUGGAGAGAUCCACUGCGGCACCAACGUGCGCCGGAAGCCCUUUCCCUUCAAGUGGUGGCACAUGGUGCCCUGAGCCUGCUCCCCACACGCCAUCCUCUCUCCCCACCUGCCAGGGAAUCCCGCCAGGAUAAGGAACCUCCACCUGGCCUCCAUCCUCUUGGGGGAGCCUUGGACGCUUCCCCCUGUGUGCUCACAAGUGUGCUGGUCACCGUGGGUACCAGGAUACAGGGAUGGACACCGCACAUCCUCACCUCUGGCGUGGCCUGCCAGCUCAAGAAGGACUGCUCUCACUCUUCCCUCCCCUCUUCCCCAUCCACAACUCCCAGAGGUUCUGGAAAAGAUCAACAGCCUUAGCACAUGCAAGGAUGGCAGCGUGUGGCCUCAGCAGUUGCCCCAAUUUGAGUUGCCCCUCCUCUGUUCUGACAUUCCCUUCGUGUUUGCACCAGGAAUGGGGCUCACAGGGCCUGGGGCCUGGGGUGAGGGCCCUGGGUCUAGGCCACCGGUGGCUCUUGUAAGACCAGGAAGGGGGAUUUGGGGCCCCCUUUUUCCUUUUCUGGCUAUCUUCUCCUUCAGGGGGCCCCCAUGCUGUGAUCUCCUAGCACCCCUCAGCCAUAUUUAUGUAGGCAAAUAAGGACAGGAAAACUCAGCGUCUGAUGGCCUGUUUCUUUUUUUUUUUUAAACAUCUUCAUUGGAGUAUAAUUGCUUUACUGUUUUAAAAAGAAAAAGCAACAAAACCCCUUUAAUACCUGACUCCCUCCUCAGAAGGGUGCUUGUCACCUGUUUGGAAAGCCUUUAAUUACGCAUGCUGGCUGCCUCCGCCUCACAAACGCUGAGAGGCCAGAGUGAGGCCCGAGGAGGGCACACGGAGGAAGGCUGGGCAGCAGGGGGAGGAGGCCAGGAUGGCAGAGGAGGCUGAGGCACGGGGAUAAAACCUGUGACCUGGCCCCUGCGCCCUAGGCCUCCCAGGCUUUAAGUGUCGGACUCUGGAUGUGAUGGGGUCUGGCUGUUCCAGAUGCAGCAAGGAGAGGGGGCCCAGAUGUUAGAAGAGGGUGGUGGUGGGGGGUCAUUAGGUUAUCUUUGAGGGUGGGGUUUAAUUUCCUUUAAUAGUCGUUAAUUAUCCCCCUUUCUUCUGCCGGCAGUGGGAGGGAAGGCUCGCCCAGUCUCUCUCAGCAACUCAGAGACCCUGCAUGUAGCUUGGGUUUCACCUGUGAGUAAAGCCCCGUGGCAGGCCUGUGUCCCCUCCCAUAGAAGGCAAGGCAGAGCUGCCAUGGGAAUUUAAUAGCCUGGCCCCAGGUGAGGUCACCGGGACAUGCACAGGCAAGCUGGCUUGGCCGGUGCAGGGCGAGAGGUGGCCCCUGCCCCAGAUAAGCAUGGGCAGGAGGGAACCAGCCUGCCUUCCUCUCCCACAGCCUCUGGGGCCAUCUCAGUGGCUCUCAGCCCCUGGGCCUCUACCUUCUGGGUUUUCUCCCUGGCUCCUGGUGAGAUUUAGAUUGAGCCAUCUACCCUUAAACUCUUUUAGCUGUGGAACACUUAGCCAUCAGAGGCUACCACGGAGACCCAGCAUGUGAAACUGAUGAAAACGGAACUGCUCUGGUUUAAGGUGGCGGGGGUGGUGUACGAGGAUCCUCCCCUUCCAGAAGGUUCUGUGGAACCCCAUUUGCAAGCCCCUGGUCCAGCCCGUGCACUUUCUGCUCAUAAGCAUGGUGCCCCUUAGGCUGAGCCAGGAGGAGAAGGAAUCUCUUCGGCAGCCGGGGUUCCCCGGGGAAAGCGCUGCGGGUGGGAGGGGAGUGGGCAUUGCAGAGAGAUGGGGAUGGUGGCACUGAAUGCGGGGAGUGGCACUGAGUGCGGGGAGCUCUGGAAUUGCUGCUGGGCUGUUUGGGGGGUGCGUUGCUGAUGUUCCCUCUGAGAAUGUUCCAGGUGACUGGUCACCUCCUUUCGGAUUAAUAAAAAUGUCAACAUGCAUUUCUUCAAG
Balaenoptera musculus (blue whale) is the source of this 3982-nucleotide messenger RNA. RefSeq names its product protein-arginine deiminase type-1-like. The record is from RefSeq and is a predicted model, not a curated record. The transcript is spliced from 16 exons. NCBI's taxonomy places the organism in Eukaryota, Metazoa, Chordata, Mammalia, Artiodactyla, Balaenopteridae. Gene Ontology annotation, cellular component: cytoplasm. The coding region runs from base 92 to 2083 and encodes 663 amino acids. Gene Ontology annotation, molecular function: calcium ion binding; protein-arginine deiminase activity.